UCUUAUUUCCUCUCUCUUCAAACAUACGUUAGUAGUAAAAGAUUCUGGAAAAUAAUCAACCAAACCAUUCUCCUUCACCAACCAGAGAGAGAGCUUCCUUCCAACACUCCGAAUCAAUAUACACACACAACCCAUUUUUAUUUACGCACAAUUUUACACCCACAUUCCGCCCCAACACCAAGAUGCUCAGUUUCAACACCAAAGCUUCUUCCUUUUUCGCUCUAGCAGCGUUAAUCCUCUUCCUCCUCACAUUCUUCUCGUCGCCUGCGGAUGCGGCAGUCGGCGGCGCCGUCGUUGCGCGGCGCUCUGUUUUGGAAAAUGAAACGGUUUUAGUGCUGGCGAAGGAGAGGACGCGUAGAAAGGAUCCGCUUGAUAACCGUAGAUACUAUACAGGAGGCUGGAAUAUCACCAAUAAACAUUACUUUGCUUCUGUGCUUUAUACUGGCACUCCUCUGUUUCUUGUUGCUGCAUUAUGGUUUGUGCUAUUCGGGAUCUUCUUGCUGCUGGCUUGUAUGUAUGUCUGCUGCUGCAGACGUCGCAGUUAUGGCUAUUCACGCGCUGCCUAUGCUCUCUCGCUCAUUCUUUUGACAUUGUUCACAAUUGCUGCAAUAAUUGGUGCUAUUGUUCUAUACACUGGCCAGGCGAAGUUUCACGAUAGUACAAAAGAUACAUUAGAAUAUGUGCUGGGACAAGCAGAUUCCACUGUCGGAAAUCUGAAAAGUUUUUCGAAUUAUCUCACUAAUGCUAAGACGGUUGGAGUAGGUCAAGUUUUUCUUCCUAAAGAUGUGCAGAGCAACAUUGACACUGUCAACACCUUGGUUACCGCUGCUGCUGACACUCUUGAAAGUGCAACAAAGAAUAAUAAGGAUGACAUAUUCAACUAUUUGGAUGCUGUGGGGUUGAUACUCAUUAUAGUAGCUGCCGUAAUGCUUACCCUUGCUUUUCUUGGUUUCUUGUUAUCUGUUUCAGGCCUACAGUUUCUCGUCUACAUAUUGGUCAUCAUCGGUUGGAUCCUCGUUGCACUCACUUUCAUCUUGUGUGGCGUAUUCCUUGUUCUUCACAAUGUGAUGGGUGAUACGUGUGUGGCCAUGAACGAAUGGGUCGUUAACCCAACGGCUCACACUGCAUUGGACAAAAUUAUCCCAUGUGUGGACACAGCUACCGCUGAACAAGCACGCUCCCAAAGCAAAGAAGUGACCUUCCAAGUGGUUCAAGUUGUGAAUGGGUUCAUCGCUAAUGUAUCCAAUGUCAACCUACCUCCUAUCGCUGGACCUUUGUCGUACAACCAAUCUGGUCCCUUGGUGCCUCUUCUGUGCAAUCCGUAUAAUCCUGACAAGACAGACCGCAAAGCAUGCAUUCCGGGUGAAGUUGGCUUCACAAAUGCAACACAGGUUUGGAAGAAUUACGAAUGUCAAGUUGCAAACAACAAAUGCACGACAGUGGGGCGGCUAAUGCCAAGUAUGUAUGAUCAGAUGAGUGGAGCUGUGAAUGUGAGCUAUGGGCUGUACCAUUACGGGCCGUUCCUGACCGACCUAGUGGACUGCACGUUUGUACGAGACACCUUUGCCACGAUACACAAGGAUCACUGCCCAGACCUGAGACUCUACAGCAAGUUGGUGUACAUUGGUUUGGUGAAGGUCUCUGCUGCAGUCAUGUUCUCUCUCGUAUUUUGGAUGGUCUAUGCACGAGAGAGGCGUCAUCGCAAGUAUACGAAGCUUGCAGACGCUGCUGCAUCAGCUCAAGCCUCUUAUGUAACCAAAUAGCCCUGAGUUGACCAGGAUUGGCAUGAUAGCAGAUUUACAUUUUUCAAUGUACAUUGUUUUUGGGCUGUAUUUAAGUAUAUACUAUUUUUUAGUU
This is a messenger RNA of Salvia hispanica, 1857 nucleotides long. RefSeq lists its product as uncharacterized. NCBI's taxonomy places the organism in Eukaryota, Viridiplantae, Streptophyta, Magnoliopsida, Lamiales, Lamiaceae. The record is from RefSeq and is a predicted model, not a curated record. Gene Ontology annotation, cellular component: plasmodesma; plasma membrane.